This is a messenger RNA of Argentina anserina (silverweed cinquefoil), 730 nucleotides long. RefSeq lists its product as uncharacterized. The record is from RefSeq and is a predicted model, not a curated record. The transcript has 3 exons. Lineage: Eukaryota; Viridiplantae; Streptophyta; Magnoliopsida; Rosales; Rosaceae. The coding region runs from base 162 to 443 and encodes 93 amino acids.
AGUUGAAAUAGUAGCAGAAAGGAAAGACCUCAUUCUCUCCAAGCAAAUUCAAAUUUCCGAAGUCCAACUACCCAAUUCACAGCGACGAUGGAGUCCAAGGGCCGAUCAUCAUGAACUCAGGCUUUUGCUGCAAACGCCAAUCUGUAAGUUUGUAACUGUGAAUGAUGUCAAAACCGGUGUUGCUCGCCUUUCUGCUAGUUGUUCUUAUAAUCACUUCCCAGUUUGAGUGGAAGCAACAACUUGUACCUGACCUUGAUGCAACUCCAAGUAUCUCUCAAUACCCAAGCCAGAGCUCGAAGAGGGAAGAAGUUGUAAAAGAGAAGAUCAUAUUAUUGCAAGAGAAGAACAUUAGGAGACUCAAUGAGGUUGUCAGUAGCCUCCGGGAACAGUUGAAACAAUGUAAAAGCAAGAAUCAAGGCAGCCAGUAUGAGUUUCCUAACUGAACAUGUUACAGAAAUUGAACGAAAUCAAAUAUUUGAGGAAGUAUAUGACUAAUACUUGUAAUAUGUUUGACCUGUAAAACCUUGGUGGCCUUUGCUCUUGGCUAAUUCUCACAGUGAAAUUUCAUCUUGGUUAAGUAUAGAGUAGAAUGUAUAGUACUUAUGGUCAGUUAUCUUUCAAAUGUAAAGCUAUAUCUGAAAGAAGCUUUGCCCCAUUGUACUACUUCCAAUGAUUGAAAGAAAAUGUCAUGUCCGCAGCAAUAUAUGUGCAAAUAAAGCCGUGCAUUGCU